UUCUGCUAUGCAUAAUUCAUUAUAAUAUCAUAAUUAUAUUUUUAUAUUCUGAGAUAUUAUGAUUUAUUUGUAUAUUUUUUUACACACAAAAUGCAUCGUCGUCAACGUUAUCACAACAUCGCUUAUCAGUGGAGACCUUCAAACGUCGAUGAUAAAAUAUAAUGAAAAAUAUUUGUUCUACACCAAAACGAAUUACGAAAUCAGUCAAACCACAGACGACGACUAACGAGGCGUGUGCGCUUCGCUGGUAAACAAAAUAUUAAAUAAUAUGUUCGACUUGUCUUUGGGUGAACCAUCAUUUGCAUCUGGUUUGUGUUUCCGUCGGCAUAUUUAUCAGUUGAUGACGGCUCCACCGCCGCCGUCGCUCACGUCGCCGAAGUCGUUGAAUCGCGACACGCAUGUUUCUGAUCAACUGCUGUCCCUUGAUGUCAUGUAUGACUGAUGUCACCAAAUCGACGUACCUGUCAUCCAGUAAAAAUAAUGGUAUUGUCAAGUCAUCCCAGUAUUUCACUAAAGUAAAGUAUCAAAAUGGAGCUAUUUGUAAUGGUCACCUAAAACCAUGGAAAAAGAACCUUUAUUCCAAUGAAGGUUAUCCAGAUAAUUAUACUGAUAAGUCUUUCCUAGAAGAAUUGAGAAAAAACCUUCAUGUACGAAAACUUACACUUUUAGAAGCAAUCCUUGGAGCUGGUUUAAUUACCCAAAGAUUAUGUAUUGUGGUAAUUUUUGCAUUAUCUUUUUAUGCUCUGAAUUGCAAUUUAAUUUCCCCACUAUUAUUGCUAAUUUCUACUACAAGUUUUAGUUUUAUUAUUUACCUCUUGCUUUAUGAAAAUUCCAAGGCAAUUCCAUUAUGGCUGAUGAAGUCAGCAUGUGCAUUUAUCAUAUCUGGUUACAUUUUAUCACCCGUGCUGAAAACAUUGACUGAAACUAUAAGCACCGACACCAUAUAUGCCACAGCUACGGUAAUGAUGUGUGUUCAUCUUGUUUUUUUUGACUAUGGAGUUUCUGCAGUUAUAGUAUCAACAUCACUGUCAUUGAAUGCUGCCUUAUUUGGUUCCAUUUGUUUGUGCUCAAGACUACAAACAGCUUUUCAUGUAUUUGUAUUUAUCACAAUAGCAGUACAGUGUUUUGCUGUAUCACCGAUACUUUUAUCGCCGAUCAAAUCUUCCAUUACCAUCUUAUUGUCAUUUGUAACUGUUACCUUUGUAUUAUGUAUGAGGGUGUCAUCAUUAAUGAGUGGACUAUUUGUACUAACUGUCUUGUUUAUUAAUUUGAUGUGCCCCUACUAUUUUGUUAAAUGGCAUUCAUUCAAAGACAACAUUUAUGGACCAUGGGAUGAAGCUAUUGUGCAAGAUAUUAAAAUAAAAGAUUUUCACGUAGACUGAAAAGUGAUGAGGGUUCUCUAAUUAAAUACUGUUUAAGAAUGUGUGAUAUCGACAACCAGUUACUGUUAUCUUGGUUUUCCACAAAGUUACCAUUCUUCUAUUAUGUAUUAAGUUUAAGUAAUUUAUUAUUGAUUGAAACCAAAUUGUGUUGGUUAAUUCCUUGAUGGCACUCUAGUAGUGGUUGUAUUUCAUUAUAAAUUAUGUUAUAAUUAAAAUCAUUGUGUACCAAAAUUCAUUUUUAAGUUUGUUAUUUUAUUUUAUUAGUUAAAUGUGUUGAACAUUUUAAUUUUAGUUAUUAUAUAUAAAUGAGAUAUCAUCUAUGUGUUACGCUUACUGAAUUUUAAUAUUUUUCCACUGUAUUGUUAAGAUUUAUCCCACCAGUAUAUAAUUCUAGUAUUAUUAAUUAUUAUGCUGUUCGUUCUUUUUUGAUCUUUUAUCAUCAGAUUUGUUUUAUAGUUAUGCCAACUCUAAAGUAUAGUGUCACCAGCGGCAUGCCUAGACAUUUUUUUGUGGAGAGGUGGGGAGAGGUUUAAUGAUUUUACUAGCGUGUAUUUCAAAUUUAUUUAUUCGACUAGGUAAUACUUUUUUCUAAAUUUUUUAAAAUGUCAAAAAGAGGAGAGGGGAGUUGAACACCCAAAUCCCUCCAAAGCACUUCAAUGAGUUUCAUGUUAAUAAGUAAUGAAUAAUGAUUAAAUUGCUUAUCUUGUCAAAUACUCAUAUUCAUCAAGUAUGAUAAUUGUGUUGUAAUUUUUUAAUGAAGAAUGAAUUUGUAAGAAUUACUAUUAGACAUUUAAAAAACGUUGAAUUUUACAUUAAAUUAAUUUUGUGUAGUUAAAUUUCUACUUAAUUCAGAAUUAUAAAUAUUAAAUUACAGUAGGUACUUAGUACUUUAACUUAGUACUUUCUUCACUGGGGCAAUGUGACAUAGAUAUGUGGGGUCUUACUUUAAAUCUUAGAUAAAUCAUGUUUUUUAUACGUUUACUAAUACAAGUGUAUAUACAUUUCUCAAAUGUUGACACAAAAAAUAUUAAAAUAUAUCAAUAAGUAUUUAUUA
Molecule: messenger RNA, 2436 nt
Organism: Myzus persicae (green peach aphid)
Lineage: Eukaryota; Metazoa; Arthropoda; Insecta; Hemiptera; Aphididae
Gene: PIG-C
Product: phosphatidylinositol N-acetylglucosaminyltransferase subunit C
Exons: 3
Coding region: 399-1382 (327 amino acids)
Biological process (GO): GPI anchor biosynthetic process
Cellular component (GO): membrane; glycosylphosphatidylinositol-N-acetylglucosaminyltransferase (GPI-GnT) complex
Source: RefSeq, a predicted model, not a curated record